Messenger RNA from Melanotaenia boesemani (Boeseman's rainbowfish), 10479 nucleotides. RefSeq names its product collagen, type XII, alpha 1a (gene col12a1a). The transcript has 66 exons. Gene Ontology annotation, molecular function: protein binding. Bases 195 to 9407 code for a protein of 3070 amino acids. Lineage: Eukaryota; Metazoa; Chordata; Actinopteri; Atheriniformes; Melanotaeniidae. The record is from RefSeq and is a predicted model, not a curated record.
CUUCUUGGACAUCUGCUGGCGGAGCCUCCAGUAUCCCGACAGAGGAGAGAGGGGUCCAACCGCAGCUCCUGACAUUUCUCUCUUGCUUUCCAGAGAGGGAGGCUUCAAGCAGGCUGCUCUGAAUUAGGUCCGUCAAUUUUUGGGGGGUGGAUUAAUUGACUGAUUGAUGUGCUGCUGACCCUUCAGGGUGAAACAUGAAGUUAAGGCUUUCACUGGCCACGGCUGCCUUCCUCGCAGCCCUGUUGUCCUCCAUAGAUGCCCAAGUGGAACCACCCUCAGACUUGAAAUUUAAAAUUCUAAAUGAGAACACAGUGGAGAUGUCAUGGGUAAGACCCUCAGCAAGGAUAGAGGGCUUCAGAAUACAAAUUGUAUCAGAUGCAGAUGAACCGGCCAGAGAUUUCACCCUAAAUGCAGCUACCACCACAACCUCACUCACUAAUCUGACACCUGACUUGGACUAUUCAGUGUCAAUAAACUCCUACCUUGGUACAGACGAGAGCAUCCCCAUAUUUGGACAAGUGACCAUCCAGUCCAGUAACACCACUGGAAGAGUCAGGAGGCCACAGUCAGAUGCAAUCAAGUGCUCUGUCAGUGCAAUAGCAGAUUUGGUUUUUCUGGUGGAUGGCUCAUGGAGCGUGGGUAGAGGAAACUUUCAGCACAUCCGUAGUUUCAUUGCUGCCCUAGCGGGGGCCUUUGAUAUUGGCGAGGACAAAACCCGAGUGGCUGUGGUUCAGUAUAGCUCAGACGCCCGCACAGAAUUCCCCCUCACCAGUUACACCAGAAGAGGGGACUUGUUGCAAGCCAUCAACACCCUACCAUACAAAGGAGGGAAUACUAUGACUGGCGAUGCCAUGGAUUACCUUCUAAAAAACAUCUUUACUGAAGCAGCUGGAUCAAGGAAAGGUUUUCCAAAGGUACUCAUGAUCAUCACUGAUGGAAAAUCCCAAGACGCAGUGAAGGAGUAUGCUGAAAGACUUAGGAACAUUGGAGUGGAAAUAUUUGUCCUAGGUAUCAGCAACGCAGAUGAGGAUGAGCUCAGGGAAAUAGCCUCCACUCCUCACAGCAAACAUGUGUACAAUGUGCCCGGCUUCGACUCUAUCCAAGAGGUACAGAAAAAGAUCAUCACAGAAGUAUGUUCUGGUGUUGAAGAGCAGCUCACCAGUUUGGUCAGCGGGGAAGAACUGGUGGAGCCUGCUUCAAAUCUGCAAGUAACAGAAAUUGCAUCUAAGUCGAUGAGGGUGACAUGGGACCCGUCUCUGGGUGAAAUCACAGGCUACAAGCUCACACUUACUCCCAUGAUACCUGGAAUGAAGCAUCAAGAGCUGUACAUUGGACCCACACAGACAUCAAUCAAUGUACGUGACCUUUCUCCUGAGACUGAGUAUGAGAUCAGCUUAUACGCUCUCAAAGGUCUGACUCCGAGUGAGCCCGUCUUGGAUCUGGCAAAGACUCAGCCUGUCAAGGUGUCAACAGAGUGCUCACUGGGAGUGGAUGUGCAGGCUGAUGUGGUCCUAUUGGUUGAUGGCUCAUACAGUAUUGGAUUACAAAAUUUUGCCAAAGUCCGUGCCUUCCUGGAGGUUCUGGUCAAUUCCUUCGACAUCGGAGCCAACAAAAUCCAGAUUAGUUUGGUCCAGUACAGUCGUGAUCCACACACUGAGUUUGCCCUCAACACCCACCAUGACAUUAAUGCUGUUGUCAAGGCUGUACGUACCUUCCCUUAUCGUGGUGGUUCCACUAAUACAGGAAAGGCUAUGACCUAUGUCAGGGAGAAGAUCUUCAUCCCGGCUCGAGGAGCCAGAGAUAAUGUCCCCCGCGUCAUGGUCCUGAUCACAGACGGAAAGUCUUCUGACUCUUUCAAGGACGCUGCCACCAAGUUGAGGAAUAUUGAUGUGGAGAUCUUUGCUGUUGGUGUAAAGGAUGCAGUGAGAUCGGAGCUGGAGGCUAUUGCUAAUCCACCAGCAGACACUCACGUCUAUGAGGUAGAGGACUUUGAUGCCUUUCAGAGGAUUUCCAAGGAGCUGACUCAGUCUAUCUGUCUGAGGAUUGAACAGGAGCUGCUCAAAAUCAAAAAGAGAAAUUUGCUUCCACCCAGCAAUUUGCAGUUCUCUGAGAUCACCUCCCGAAGCUUCCGUGCCACUUGGACAGCUCCUACUGCCAGUGUCAUGUCUUACCUGGUGCGUUUCCGCAAGGCCGAAGACAUCACUGGAGACUACAUCUCCCUGGCAGUUCCCGGUGAUACCACCACCGCCGUGCUUCCCCACCUUUUCCCAGUCACUGCCUACGAAGUCAACGUCUAUGCUCAGUAUGAAAAGGGGGACAGUUUUCCUUUGACUGGUGAAGAAACCACACUUGAGGAGCAAGGAACUGUACGAAAUCUAAGAGUCACAGAGGAGACAACAAACAGUUUUAGGGUUUCGUGGGAAGCUGCUCCAGGUUCGGUGAUCAGGUAUCGCCUGUCCUAUGUUCCACUAAGUGGCACAGGAGAAAUACUGGAGGCCCAAACCAUUGGACCAGAGACUACCAUAGUUCUCCAGGAACUGUUUCCCAUCACUACCUACCGUGUGUCUGUGUCUGCUGAGUAUUCAACUGGCACAGGAGACGAGAUGCUGGUGGAUGGUACCACCAAGGAAGUACGUGGCGCUCCUCGUGACCUUCGUGUGUUUGAUGAGACCAUUUCUACUAUGAAACUGGCAUGGAAAGCCGCUCCAGGAAAUGUCGUCCAGUACCGCAUUGCCUUUAAACCUGCUGAGGGAGGAGAAAGAAAGGAGAUAUCCGUCAAGGGAGAUACUACCCAGGCUUUGCUGAAGAACCUCAAACCAGCCACUGAAUAUGAGCUGUUUGUUACUGCACGCUAUUCCUCUGGUUUGGGAGAUCCUCUUCUGGGUACAGGAACUACAUUAGAAGAGCUUGGCUCACCCAGAGACUUGGUGACCAAAGAUGUCACAGACACCAGUUUUGCUGUAUCUUGGACUGCGGCCCCAGGCAACGUUCGCCAGUAUCGGAUCAAGUGGAAUUCUCUGUUCACUGAGGAGGCUGGAGAAAAGACAAUCCCAGGGGACACUACUGCCACUGUUCUUGAGGGUCUCACCCCAGAAACACUUUAUAAAGUAUCUGUAUUUGCUGGUUAUGGCCAUGGAGAGGGCCAGCCAUUGACUGGAGAGGAAAUGACAGAUGUGUCAGCUGCUGGCAAAACAAUUGUUGUUUCGGAUGAGACAGAGAAGAGCAUGAAGGUGACAUGGCAACCAGCACCUGGAAAUGUAGUAAACUACCGCGUGACUUAUAAGCCGCAGUCAGGAGGGCGGCUGCUAGCAACCAAAGUACGAGGUGGCACCACUGUCACUAUUCUGAAACAGCUUACUCCACUUACUACCUACGACAUCACUGUUGUACCAGUUUACCGUUCCAGAGAAGGCAAAGCAAGGCAAGGAGUAGGAACAACACUGUCACCUUACAAAGCUCCAAGAAAUCUCCAGACUUCGGAGCCUACAAAGACCAGUUUCAGAGUAACCUGGGACCAUGCUCCAGGUGAUGUUAGGGGCUAUAAAGUCACUUUCCACCCAGUUGAGGAUGAUAUUGACCAGAAACAACUUCUGGUCAGUCCCUAUGACAAUACUGUAGUUCUGGAGGAACUCAGAGCUAGUACCAAAUACAUAGUGAGCGUAUUUGGUAUGUUUGAGGGAGGCGAGAGUAUGCCAUUGGCUGGAGAGGAGCACACCACAAACUCCGAUGAGCCUGACCCUCCACCUUUUGAGCUACCAAACACAAUAUGUAAAACCACUGCAAAAGCUGACAUUGUGCUCCUGGUGGAUGGCUCCUGGAGUAUUGGACGUCUUAACUUCAAGACUAUUCGGGCCUUUAUUGCCCGUAUGGUAGGAGUCUUUGACAUUGGCCCUGAUCGAGUCCAAAUAGGACUUGCUCAGUACAGUGGAGACCCAAAGACUGAAUGGCAUUUGAAUGCUCAUCAAACUCGGGAAUCACUGCUGGAUGCUGUGGCUAAACUGCCAUACAAAGGAGGAAACACCAUGACGGGUCUGGCUUUAAACUACAUCCUCCAGAACAAUUUCCAAGAGAACGUUGGGAUGAGACCCGGCGCUCGUAAGAUUGGUGUCUUGGUCACUGACGGUAAAUCACAAGAUGAUGUCAUCCCCAACUCUCAGAACUUGCGUGAUCAGGGCAUUGAGCUCUACGCCAUUGGUGUGAAGAACGCAGAUGAGAAUGAGCUGAAGUCCAUUGCCAGUGAUCCAGAUGACAUUCACAUGUACAAUGUGGCUGAUUUCUCCUUCUUGUUGGAAAUUGUGGACAGUCUUACAGACAACUUGUGUAACAGUGUCAAGGGACCAGGAGGUGCUCCAGGUUCACCCACUGAUCUCGUGACAUCCGAGGUAACCCACCAGUCCUUCAGAGCCACCUGGACUGCUCCUGAUGAGCCAGUGGAAAAGUACCGUGUGGAGUAUAUGACUGUGUCUGGACGCCCACAGCAGGUGUUUGUAGAUGGUACUGUGACCACAGUGGUUCUCCAGGGCCUCAACCCUCUGACACAGUACCUGGUCAAUGUCUACUCUGUGGUGGGAGAGGCGAGCAGUGAGCCCCUAAAAGGAACUGAGACUACAUUGCCCCUGAGUGCCGUGAAGGCAAUGACCAUUUAUGAUGAACAGAUGACAACCAUGCGAGUGAGGUGGGAGAAGGCAGCGGGAGCCACUGGGUACAUGUUGCUCUACAGCGCCAUCAAUGCCACCCAGCCCUCCACUGAGGAGGAGAUAAGAGUAGGAGCAGAAACAACUGAUGUCCAGCUGGUGAAGUUAUUCCCCAAUACAGCUUACUCACUGUCCCUUUUUGCCCUCCAUGGAGAAUCAGCCAGCGAACCACUAACCAAGCAGGGAGUCACCUUGCCCAUGCCACCAGCGGGUGAACUGAGGAUUCGUGAUGUUACCCACAGCACCAUGGUGCUUUAUUGGGAUGCUGCUCCUGGUGCUGUUCGCAAGUACCUCAUCACUUACCAGCCUGAGGAUGGCGAUCCUAAAGAGCUGGAAGUGGGAGGAAGUGUGACCACCAAACAACUGGACAACCUGAUCUCGCAGACUGAGUAUGAUUUAGCUGUUACACCUAUCUACGAUGCAGGACCUGCACAGCCAAUGUUGGGAAGUGCAAUCACAGAUGUGGUUCCAGCCCCGAAGAACCUGCAAUUCUCUGAGGUUACCCAGACCAGCUUCAGGGCCACUUGGGAACACGGGGCCCCUGAUGUGGCUCUGUACCGUAUCGGCUGGACCAAGAAGGGAGAAUUCAACUUCCAAUAUGCCAUUUUGAACAGCGAUGAGACAACCCACGUCCUGGUGGACUUGGAGCCAGACACACCCUAUGAUGUGUCUGUAACUGCAAUCUACCCAGAUGAAUCAGAGAGUGAAGAUCUGCUGGGCACAGAGAGGACAUUGGCCAAGCAAGAUGGUAGACCGACACCCAAUGCACCACCCACCAACCUGGUUGUGUUCAACGAAACCAUCACCUCUCUGAAUGCUCGGUGGACUCCACCUCCAGGCAAAGUCCAGAACUAUAGGAUCACUUAUGUCCCCACAUCUGGAGGCAGGAGUCAGACUACUCAGGUUGGAGGAAAGAAAAAUUCUGUUCUGCUGCCCAAGCUGACCCCUGAUACUGAAUACUCUAUCAGCGUGGUGGCAGUUUAUGCCGGUGGAGUCAGCAGAGAUCUGAACGGCCUUGGAAAGACCAAGCCUUUGGGUGGUGUUAGGAACUUGCUUGUAACUGACCCCACCACCAGCACUCUGAAUGUCCAGUGGGAACCUGCUGAGGGUAAUCCGCGCCAGUAUAAGAUCUUCUAUGUCCCUGCAGCUGGAGGAACUGAAGACAUGGUGCAAGUACCAGGAAUCUCCUACAGCACUGUGCUGAAGAACCUGCAGUCUGAUACUGUCUACACUGUAAGUGUGGUUCCUGUAUAUUCUGCUGGAGAGGGACAGCGCAUGUCAGAGAACGGCAAAACAUUGGAGCGCAGUGCUGUCAAAAACAUCCAGGUCUACAACCCCACUACCAACUCUUUGAACGUUCGCUGGGAGGCAGCUACAGGCCCAGUCCAGCAGUAUCGGGUUGUCUAUUCACCUUUGACUGGUGCCAGGCCUUCUGAAUCAGUUUUGGUACCAGGCACCACCACCACAGCUCUGCUCACACAGCUGCUCCCAGACACUGAUUACAAUGUUGGAGUUGUUGCACUUUACAGCGACGGUGAAGGGCCCGCUCUCAGUGAUAAUGGAAAGACGUUGCCCCGCAGUGGCCCAAGGAACAUGCGUGUAUAUGACCCCACCACCACCACUCUCUCUGUUAGCUGGGAACAUGCAGAAGGCCCUGUGAUGCAGUAUCGCAUCACAUAUGCCCAGACUACAGGAGACCCUAUUGAAGAAUAUACUACUGUACCAGGGAACAGAAACAAUGUGAUCCUGCAGAACCUGGAUCCAGACACACCCUAUAACAUCAAAGUGACUGCCAUCUAUGCUGAUGGACCAGGAGGAGAGCUGAAGGGAGAUGGACGCACAGUGGGAAUGCUCGGCCCCAGAAACCUUCGUGUUUCUGAUGAGUGGUACACCCGUUUCAGGGUGUCUUGGGACCCCGCCCCCUCCAGGGUCAACGGAUACAAGUUGAUCUACCAGCCUGAGGGCUCUGAUGACUCCUUGGAGGUGUUUGCUGGAGACGUGACCUCCUACCAACUGCAUAACCUAAAACCUGGAACGACCUAUGACCUGAAGGUGCUGGCACAGUAUAACACAGGCCUGAGUGCACCCUUGAUUGGUCAAGGGACCACGUUGUACCUAAAUGUGACAGACCUGUCCACCUACAAUGUUGGCUAUGACUCUUUCUGCAUCCGCUGGGCCCCUCACAGAGCUGCCACCUCCUACAGACUCAAAGUCAAUCCUUUUGACCCCUCUAAGAGUGGAGCUCAGGAAAUCACCGUCAGAGGCUCAGAGAGUACUUACUGCUUUGAUGGCUUGACCCCUGACACGCUUUACAAUGCCACUGUGUACACCCAAACUCCCAACCUUGAGGGACCCGGAGUCAGCGUCAAGGAGAGAACAUUGGUCAAGCCCACAGAGGUGCCGACUGAGCCACCCACCCCUCCUCCUCCAGCUGUAGUUCCUCCAGCACUGGAUGUGUGCAAAGGUGCCAAGGCAGAUGUGGUCUUCCUCAUUGAUGGCUCCUGGAGUAUUGGAGAUGACAGCUUCAUCAAAGUCAUCCAGUUUGUUACAAGCAUGACUGCAGCAUUUGAUAUCAUCAGCCCUAGUGGCAUGCAGGUGUCAUUUGUGCAAUACAGUGAUGAUGCCAAGACUGAAUUCAAACUGAACACCUACCACGAUAAAGGCAUUGUGUUAUCAGCUUUGCAGACUGUCCGCUACAGAGGAGGCAACACCAAGACGGGCAUUGCUCUGAAGCAUGUCUAUGAGAAGGUAUUCAUAUCAGACAGCGGCAUGAGGAGGACCGUCCCUAAGGUGCUGGUUGUUGUCACAGAUGGCCGUUCCCAGGAUGAUGUCAAGAAGGAUGCAGAAAAACUCCAGCACUCUGGCUAUAGCGUGUUUGUGGUUGGAGUGGCUGAUGUGGAUAUGAGAGAGUUGACAGUUAUCGGCAGCAAGCCCAGUGAAAGACAUGUUUUUAUCGUGGACAGCUAUGACUCUUUUGCCAAAAUCCAGGACAACCUGAUCACCUUCAUCUGCGAAACAGCCACAUCAACCUGCCCUCUGAUCUACAUUGAUGGGUUCACCACACCUGGCUUUAGGAUGCUGGAAGCUUUCAACAUCACAGACCGAACAUUUGCUGGCAUGAAUGGUGUGUCCAUGGAGCCCGGUUCUUUUAACAGCUACAUUGCCUACAGACUGCACAAAAAUUCCUUCCUGAACCAGCCAACAAAAGAGAUCCACCCAGAUGGUCUUCCCCCAUCUUACACCAUCAUCCUGCUCUUCCGACUCCUGCCUGAUACAGGCUCUGAAGCUUUUGAUAUCUGGCAGAUUUCUGACAAAAAUGACAACCCUGAGGUUGGGCUCACUAUGAAUCCUUCCAGCAAAACGCUCACAUUCUACAACAAGGACACCCGAGGAGAAAUCCAGAAAGCCGUGUUUAAUGAGGAGCAAGUGAAGCGGGUUUUCCAUGGAAGCUUCCACAAGCUGCACAUUUCAGUCUCUCCAGAGAGAGUCAAGGUCAACGUGGACUGCCAAGACGUGGCAGAGAAACCCAUCAAGGAGGCCAAUAACAUCACGCUGGAAGGCUACGAAGUGCUGGGCAAGAUGGUCAAGACAGGAGGUGGAAAGCGGCAGUCUGCUACAUUCCAGCUCCAGAUGUUUGAUAUUGUCUGCAGCUUGAGCUGGAUCAGCCGAGACAAAUGCUGCGACCUUCCUGCAACAAGAGAUGAGGCCAAGUGUCCAUCCCUUCCCCACUCCUGCACAUGCACACAGGACAGCAUCGGCCCCCAGGGUCCUCCUGGACCUUUGGGCAGCCCAGGUACUAAAGGACCUCGAGGAGACAGGGGAGAGCCUGGUGUUGCUGGUUCAAUGGGUCCACGCGGUGAGUCAGGACUCCCAGGUGCAAUGGGACCACCAGGUCCACAAGGCCCUAAUGGACUGUCUCUGCCUGGAGAACCUGGUCGACCAGGACCAAAGGGAGAUCGCGGAGACCCAGGCCUGACUGGCCUGCAAGGUCCUCCAGGGCCGCGUGGUCCUCUGGGCCCAGUUGGACCAAGCGGAGCACGGGGGCCACCAGGAAAAGAGGGAUCCUCUGGACCUAGAGGCCCACAAGGGCCCAUGGGAAACCCAGGAAAUCCAGGUGUACCCGGAAUCACUGGAAAACCUGGAAAACCAGGAGACCCAGGAAACCCAGGACCUGUUGGCCUUAAAGGAGAGAAAGGAGAGAGGGGAGACUUUGCAUCCCAGAACAUGAUGCGCUCCAUUGCCAGACAAGUCUGCGAACAGCUUGUGAACAGCCAGAUGAGCAGAAUCGAUGCACUGCUCAACCAGAUUCCUUCAGGAUAUCGUAGCAACACUCCAGGACCAGCCGGUCCUCCAGGUCCCCCUGGCAACCAGGGAACUCGCGGAGAGCCUGGACAAACUGGCAGACCUGGUUUCCCAGGAAAUCCAGGGUUACCCGGAAACCCAGGAGAAAGAGGUUUGCCAGGAGAGAAGGGAGACAGAGGAUCUCCAGGUACUGGUAUCAGAGGACAAAGAGGCCCAGGUGGACCACCAGGGCCACCAGGAGAGUCAAGAACAGGUCCCCCAGGUCCUUCUGGCUCCUCUGGGCCUCGUGGCCCUUCAGGUCGUCAAGGUACACCAGGAGUGAGAGGACCACCAGGACCCCCUGGUUAUUGCGACUCCUCUCAGUGUGUUGGCAUUCCUUACAAUGGCCAAGGAUACGCAGGUUUGGCAUAGUAAACCCUUUAAGUCAGCUGUGCCGCUCUCACUCUGAAGUCCUGUUUCUGAAAUGUUGGCCCAUUUGCUUUUGGGGCUUGUAAGGAUAAUCACCUCGGACAUAAUUACUGAACAUUAAAACAAACAUUGCAAAAGCCAAAAAACAGAACGGAGCGGACUGGCACUAACAUCAUCUCACAGCUACAAGCUACAGUGAUGGCAACCUGCUGGCCUGUUUGCAUCUUGAACCACAAACCGUUGGGAAAUAACAAUGAUAGGGAAAUUUAAAAUGAAAAAAAACAGAGACUGAGCAUUUCUACGAAGGAAGCAGCAGCAUGUACAAACACAAGCCAACACAACUACUAACAAAGAGGAUAUCAUAAUGGUAAUGUUGAGAGGAUUUGUGUAAAUACAUUUUUUUUUUUUUUUUUUUUUUGCUUUGUAAAUGAUUGUAUGACCCAGGACACUUCACUAAAAAUCAUGUUAACAUCUUUAUUGAGCUUGUGCCUCAUAACCCACCGCUUACUUACCAUCAGCAUAACCUCUGUUUAGGAUGCCUAAAUGACUUAUACAGCUCUGGUCCAGACUAAAGCAUGUUUCAUUUGUUCUUUUAAUUAUCAUGGACUUUGUGUACAUUGGCCACAUCAGGGCUAAAUUUUUUCUCUCUUGCCAUUUCUGUGUUUUUUGUAAUAGCAGCUGGUCAUUUUACUAUAGUUUAUUAUCAAAUAUUUUGAUGGGUUUUAUUGUAAAUGUUAUCACAUCAUUUCAAACAGUUUUAUAUGGAUUUUUUGUGCUUAAAGGUGGCAAUAAUUUUGACAUUGGGCUUUUUUAAAAAGAAGUCCAUGUUGUAAUAGAUAUAAGUUGUGCAUGUGAAAAGCUGUAGAAACAACCUGUUUUUUUUAUUUUUAAAUUUUUGAUUACAUAUAAGUCAUUUGGCCAAAUAUUUUUCUAGCCCCCCGCUACCAGCCUGAACCUGAGGUAGUGUCUAUACCUGUGGAGCCACCUGAGGAGUUUGAAACAAUACAAUCACCUGGUUACUUGAGAAACCAGCGAAGAAAGAGAUCACUACCACAAGACAAUACAGGAAGACUAG